CUUCAAGUUGAGGGCCUAGGCUUAGUCAGUUUGAAAAGGAAUUAUUUUAUCUAUUUUUUUUAUCAAGAUGGUUGCAAAUAAACUAUUGGCAGUACGCGUUUUGGCAGAUCGAACGUCUUCCAUUCACUGUAUGUGAUCAGAAAGAAAAACGUUCCCAGAAUCUUAGACGACUUCCUCUUUCAGUUGUGGAAAGAGCUCAAAGAAACAAGACUCGUGAUAAGUCUUCGAGCCUGUUUCUAGGGUUUAAACUUUAAACUCAGAACGAUCCCUUUCUGCUCUGCGCAAGCUUUUGAUAGGUCUCUUAACACAUAUAUAGAUGGAUUUACAAGGGCAGAAGCUCUCAGAGCAUCUGAUGCAGAUCCUGCUGGUGGUGUUUGCCAUAGCGGCAUUCACCACUGGUUACAUGACAGGUUCCUUCGAAAACAUGCUUCUUAUAUCUGUUGGAGGUGCAGUUCUAACCUUGUUGAUCACUGUACCUGACUGGUCCUUCUUCAAUCGCCACCCACUCAACUGGUUAGCAAGCCAGGAGGCUGAACAGAAUCCAAAGCCUAAGCUCCAACCCUCACCUUCCAAAAGGUUUACAAAGAAGACUUCUUCCAAGUAGAACUCAUUAGCAAUUACCUAAUUUCACGCAUUUUCUUGAUAGCCAACAGUUGUGAUGGCACUUGCUGUGUGAUACUUUUUGAUAAUGAGGAGCAGUGUUUCCCUCACUUCUUUUAAUUUGAUUCACGAUUAGGGGAUGUAUUUUAUCUUUUUAUGAUUGUUCUUGUGGAAUUUACUAUGAUUUGCAUCCUGCUGUGGUUACCUUACUCGGCUGUGGACUUCAUUUUGCACUCUCUAGUGGGCAUUCUCCUGUUUGAUGAAGGCUUGUAGUAGCUGGUUUUUACUGAUAGUGUGCAUGCGAGUAUGUAUGAAAGAUGAUCAGAUUUGAAUUGAAUAUGAAAUAUAUCAGUAGUCUGAGAGUUC
Messenger RNA from Amborella trichopoda, 966 nucleotides. RefSeq names its product signal peptidase complex subunit 1. Gene Ontology annotation, biological process: protein targeting to ER. The record is from RefSeq and is a predicted model, not a curated record. Lineage: Eukaryota; Viridiplantae; Streptophyta; Magnoliopsida; Amborellales; Amborellaceae. Gene Ontology annotation, cellular component: signal peptidase complex; membrane.